CACCUAUAAAUCUGGAAAUUUAGAUUAAAAAAAACGAUAAACUGUAAUCGCUGGUUUCUCUCUCAAAAAGAGCUGCUCUGUCUUUCUCUCUCUACUCGUCAAUUGUGAAUCAGAACUGUUAGUGACCUUUGUCUUCCAAAAGCUGAUAAAGUCCAGGCAUACAAUUCUCCUCAACGACCUGAGUAAUUGCCCAAAACCCUAAUUAAUACGGUUGAUCUGAAGAUAUUUCUGGUGGAAUUCAUUGAUAAUUUAAGAAAUCUCUAACGUGAUUGGUUGCUCGAUCUAUUUACCUUUUUAUUGCGAUUUGGAUGGUUUUCUGGCAUGCGAUUUUGCAGUUAGAUGUCAUGAUCUUCAACCGAUUAACAAAGACACUGGAAUUUCCAUAAGCAUUGGAAAUUAGCUGUUUUACAGUUGAAUUUCCAGCAGCUUUUAUGUUAUGAUAGGUUACUGGUUUCGUAAUUGGUGGAAAUUUAAGGCGGAACUUUGAGUUGGUUGCAGAAUCUAGAUAUGAGAAAUCCUUUGUUGAAUAAGCUUUCCAUAUUUUCUGGCACUAGACCACCGUUAAACUGGCUACUCUUGUGUCUUGUUAGUGUUUUUGUGCUUAUUGCUUUGUUAGGUUCAUCUUCUUCUGGUGCUUUUGACUCUGUCACCACUAGUGUAAAACCAGAAGUUUAUACAAACUAUAGAAGAUUAAAGGAACAAGAAACAAGCGGAUUUUUUGAGUUAAAGAGCUUUGCAUCUGAAAAUAAUGAUCUGAAAGAGAUUAGGUUAUGUGGAAGGGAAAGAGAAGACUAUGUUCCUUGCUAUAAUGUGUCUGCAAAUCUGUUAGCUGGAUUUAAAGAUGGAGAAGAGUUUGAUAGGCAUUGUGAAGUGUCACAAGAUCAACCAUACUGUUUGGUUCGUCCUCCACGAGACUAUAAAAGUCCCUUGAGUUGGCCAGUUGGUAGAGACGUGAUAUGGAAUGCAAAUGUGAAGAUAACCAAAGAUCAAUUUCUUUCUUCUGGAAGCAUGACAAAAAGGUUAAUGCUGCUUGAAGAGAACCAAAUUUCUUUUCACUCAGAUGAUGGAUUGUUAUUUGAUGGUGUCAAAGAUCAUUCGAGACAAGUUGCAGAGAUGAUAGGAUUAGGAAGUGAUGUGGAAUUUCAUCAAGCUGGUGUGCGAACAGUGCUUGAUAUUGGUUGUGGUUUUGGAAGCUUUGGGGCUCAUUUGCUCUCAUUAAAACUAAUGGCUGUAUGUAUGGCUGCAUAUGAGUUAACUGGUAGUCAAGUUCAGUUAUCUCUUGAAAGAGGUCUUCCUGCAAUUAUUGGCAACUUCAUUUCAAGAAAACUUCCAUUUCCAUCUUUGUCAUAUGACAUGAUCCACUGUGCACAAUGUGGUGUUCUAUGGGACAAGAAAGAUGGAAUGUUUCUUAUUGAAGCUGAUCGGAUACUAAAACCUGGAGGAUACUUUGUAUUACAUAGAACUUCAUUAAAUAUGGAAAAAGGAAGCCCAAUUGAAGAGUUCACACAAAAAAUCUGUUGGACAUUAAUUGGUCAGCAAGAAGAAACUUUCAUCUGGCAGAAAACUAGCGAUCCCCAAUGCUACUCAUCUAACACACAUGGCGCCAUUCCUGUUUGCAACGAAGAACAGGAAGAUUUUGAUAUUCAACCGUAUUAUCAGCCACUUGAAUCUUGCGUAACAGGGGCAUCCAGCAAACGGUGGAUUCCCAUCCAGAACAGAUCUACAAAUUCCCAAAUUACCCCUGAUGAGCUUCAAAUUCAUGGAGAGUAUUUUUCUUAA
Messenger RNA from Lactuca virosa, 1779 nucleotides. NCBI's taxonomy places the organism in Eukaryota, Viridiplantae, Streptophyta, Magnoliopsida, Asterales, Asteraceae. The record is from the annotation of a GenBank genome assembly.